CAAAGAAGUAACACAUUCAUCUCAGAGAUCGGUGCAGACAUGUUAAACUUUAUCAUUUUACUGACUGUGGCCUUGUCAGUGGAGCAUGCAUCCUUUGAAACUGCUGCUUCCCCACAAAUUGAAAAUGAAAAUGUCAUGGAUAUCGGCGUUGCCAACAUUGAUAAAAUAUUUCAGAAUUUCACCAGGAGCACUUUUGAUACCUUAACGAAGCUGAAGAAAAGGUCAGAAUAUGUCGCUCAGAGCUGUAAGGAGAUCCAGGACAGAUAUGGUGCCCAGCAAGACGGCUUGUAUUACCUGAUGACUGCUAACGGCAUGGUCUAUCAGACGUUCUGUGAUAUGACCACGGCGGGAGGCGGCUGGACGCUGGUAGCAAGCGUUCAUGAGAACAGUGUUUUCGGAAAGUGCACAGCAGGUGACCGCUGGUCCAGCCAGCAGGGCAACAACUGCAAUAUACCAGAAGGAGAAGGAAACUGGGCCAACAGAAACACCUUUGGGGCAGCAGAGAGCGCCACGUCAGAUGAUUAUAAGAAUCCAGGUUACUAUGAUCUAACAGCAGAGGACAUAUCUGUGUGGCAUGCUCCCAAUAACAUCCCAAUGGAACACUGGAAACUGGGCGCUAUCCUCCGCUACCACACAAACAACCGCUUUCUCAGAAUGUAUGGAGGAAACCUCCUACAGCUCUUCAAGAGGUAUCCUGUGAGGUAUAAUGUCGGCUCCUGCAGUGACAGAGGACCAGCUAUUCCCAUUGUGUAUGAUCACGGAAACAAAGACUCCACAAGAAACCUGUAUGGACCAAAUGCAAGAAAGGAAUUUGAACCAGGUUUCAUAACAUUUAGAGCAAUCAACAAUGAGCGUGCCGCCAUGGCACUGUGCUCUGGAGUCAAACCAACUGGAUGCCACAAUGAACAUUACUGUAUUGGAGGAGGUGGAUGUUUUCCUGAAGGAAAUCCAAGGCAGUGUGGAGACUUCCCAUCAUUUGACUGGGACGGACUGGGAGGGCAAGGCUGGAGUGCUUCAAAAGAGAUGAUUGAGGCUGCUGUGUUACUGUUUUACAGCUGAUAGUCAUGUUAAAUCAGUUCCUUUGUAGUUAAAAUAAUGUCAUUUACAUUUCAAAUCAAUCAGCAAAGGUUGUGAUUGUUGUCAUCAGUCACCAGAAAGUGGUGACACAGAACUACAUAUUCAGCAUUAAUCAGACAUUUUAUAUUCUAAAAACAUGAUUGUUGAGUGUGUUUCUGUCUCUUGAUUAUAGUUUUUCCAAUCU
Molecule: messenger RNA, 1261 nt
Organism: Thalassophryne amazonica
Lineage: Eukaryota; Metazoa; Chordata; Actinopteri; Batrachoidiformes; Batrachoididae
Product: intelectin-like
Exons: 8
Coding region: 40-1059 (339 amino acids)
Molecular function (GO): oligosaccharide binding
Source: RefSeq, a predicted model, not a curated record